Molecule: messenger RNA, 7831 nt
Organism: Anneissia japonica
Lineage: Eukaryota; Metazoa; Echinodermata; Crinoidea; Comatulida; Comatulidae
Product: suppressor APC domain-containing protein 2-like
Exons: 6
Coding region: 147-1481 (444 amino acids)
Source: RefSeq, a predicted model, not a curated record
ACUUUUUGCACUUCGUGCGGCAGAGUUCGAACUCAUACCGCGAAGUGUACACAGUGGUGGUUGGUUAGUCUAUCAGUAACGGUAGACAAAGCAGAGUCUGGUCAGAAGUAUAGUAUUUUGGGACAGUGCACUUAACCAAAGCGACCAUGGCCACCAUGGUGUCGCAGAAACCUGUUUUUAUUGAAAAUACCACCAACAACAAUAACAACAACACAGUAUCACCUCCAAAAUCACCUAUAGACAACUUACCAAAAGCUUUUGUUUCAUCAUUAAAAGUACUAUUUGAUAUUCUUGAUGAAGAUCGAGAUGGCAUGAUAGCUCUUAAAGACAUAGAAACCAGAUGGAAGGGGGAAGAUGUCAAUGGUGUACCUCCUGGGGUUUUGGAAGCAUUGAAAAAAGUUACUCCAAAAACGGGGCGGCUCAGCUUUGAGCGUUUUUGCACCGGGUUAAAAAUAUCACUUAUUAACAGUAAAUUUGAGAAGACAUCAAAUGGUAAGCCUCAAGAGGAGAAACAGCAUCCGAAUACCGCAACCGUGCGUCCGAAUAAUGUCAUCUUGCCCAUGCAACGUGAGCGAUCAAAAAGCGCUUCGCAUUUGAUGAGAGCAAAACCUCUGGGUUUGUUGGAAACUGAUCUUGAUAAGACUGACCCAGGACCAGAUCAUAAGAGACGUUCAAGAGAUCAUCCUUCGCGCAGAAGUUUUGGACAUGCGAAUGGUGGGCCACGAAAACCAGGGGACUAUGAUAAUGGGAGGUGGAUAGCAGAUGUAAAUAGAAACAAACAAGAUAUCUACCAAGUGCCAGCCUCCCGAGUUACCAGGAGUGUUUCAUCUAUCUCCAGUCGCCCUCCCAGCCGAAGUUCCCUAGAUGGCCACUGGGCUGCACCCUCAAAUCAAGGAAAAGAGAAGUUGCAUGGAGGUAGCGGGCAAGGGAUAAUGAUAAGGCCAAAGUCUGGAAGGCGUGAAGAUCCCCGAAGACAUACAUUAUCCAGUGGCAUUGAUUAUAACAUGUUAAAGAGGAUGAAAGCAAUAGAACAAGAACGAGACAUUCUCCUUCAAGGGUUAGAGGUCAUAGAGCGAACCAAAGACUGGUACCAGAAGGAGCUUAAUCUAAUCUCCCGGCAGAUGAACAACCGAAUGAUCCUAGACAGAUCGGACACUAUCAACCCAGCCAGGCAAGAGAAAGCCGCCUACAAACGUGCCAGAAUCCAGGAUAUCAACUUGCAACUAACCACGCUUGUACAGAGCUCAGAAAUGGGUUUUCCAGAUCACAUGAACCUAGCUGUAGAUCUCAAGGUGACAUCACCUGCCAGUGGUACAGUUAACCAACUUAGGCAGCAGAACAGGCUACUUACAAACGAGGUGUCGCAGAAAAGUGAAAUGAUAACUAAACUUAACCAGGAAAAAUCAGCGUUGAUACGAGAGCUCUUUGAAGCACGAGGGCGCACUCAGAGGGAAUUGCCAACCAACACUACAUUCCUAUGAAAUGAAACUAAGAAAAAAAAAAAACCCUAUGUGCAAGUUAUUUUGAGGGAAUGAGGCAGGAUUCAGAUUCCAUUUUUAUUGAUUUCUGAGUCAGAAUUACGGAGUCAUACUUGUUUGAUUAAACUAAAGUCCUCCGCUGUGAUUAAGUCAACCUCGUAAAUUGCGGACGCAGCUUCGAGAGAAAAAAAUCUGAUUAGAAGUGAAAUCUGUCAAUAAAUCUUUUUGAAUCUUUCUAGUAAGCGCAAGCAAUCGUAGCACAUUCUUAAUGCUUACAAUUUAUGAUGCAGAUUUAUCUAACACUCAGUUUCAAGGAUGUAGUCGAUGAAAUGCAGAAGGUUUAUAUAUAUAUAUAUAUAUAUAUAUAUAUAUAUAUAUAUAUAUAUACAGUAUAUAUGGUUUAUAUAAACAGUGUUAUAAACAUUAGCAUGACAACCUAGUCACUGUGUACACCAGAUGGCAGAAUCUGCUUUGUCUGAAAUGUUUAUCACCAUUAAACAAAAUUUCAGAACUUGCUAAAUUCAAAAUUAAAUUUUGGAUUGAUGUACAUUGCAAGAAGGAAAGCAACAACAUGAUACAAAAUUUAAUAUUUAGUUAAUAAUAACCACCAUACUCUACUUGGAAGUCUAACAAUAAGGCCUAGUGGCUAAAUUUAAAUAGACUUUUUAAAAUAUUUGUAGGUUGGGCAUCUAUGGUAUUUUGAUUUGAUAGUAAAUUUAGUUUAAAUGUUCACUCUGAUAAAAGUGUGAUUACUUGCUAGAAAAGAGAAGAUUUUGAAUGUUACCUUUCAAAUGAAAAUUAGAGCAUGUGCUUUACAUAGACCCUUAAAUUGGCUGGUAAUCAGUUUAAGGUUUUUGUAAACCAUCAAAAAUUGAGUAGUUUGAACUGUGCAUGCCCCAGUAUAAAGAUACGUGCAUGUGCAGCUCAAACUAUGAACUGACUUAUGGAAAGGUGAUAAAUUAUUUGAUUUUUUAUGUACCGUAAGUAAUAAACAUAAUUUCACUUAAGUUUCUGACAUUAAAAAAAAUGUUCAUAUCUAACCACAGACAGAAAAGCUUUAACUUACGAGGAGACUAGAAAAAAAAUUGAUAUAGUAACUGAUCUAUCUCUCUUCAAAACCAUGAUAUGUGUUUGUUGACUCACAUACCAAUGACAAUAAUACAAGUGUUUCAAUUUCAAAGUCACGCAUGGUACAACGUAAUUGGCUAUCCACAGACACCUACUGAAGUUCAUAAAAUUCAUUUGAGAAUUUAUUGAAAUGUAUAGAAUACAUGUUCAAAGGCAAUAUUCAUUUGUCAUCCCUCGAUACUGAAUUGCUUUGCCUUCACUUGUUAUUUUGGUACUCUUGCGUUAUCGCAUAGUGUCUGUUUUAAGCAACCGUCAUAGAUUAUUCAUGUUGCGGAAAUCGCAAUUUAGAAACUCGUCUGCUUCUGUGACACUUAGAUAAAAUAUCAAUAUAGCAAACAGAAAACUGCUGAGAGAAAUACGAAGGAAUUUAAACUACAUUAAAGAAUGAUUUUAAGCAACAGAAAUUCAUUCAGAAAUAUCUAGAAAAAUGGUAUGAGAACAGUAUAAUAUGUAGAUACAAUGCAUUUGAAAUGAAAACUUUAUGGAAUAUUCAAAUUAUUAAUAAAUAAGUGAUUCAUUAAUUGAUUCAAUGAAUCACUUAUUAAAUCAAAUUGUUUAUUUUAUGGAAAUAUGAAAGUAAAAAACUGAUUUUUCUUUUAAUAAAAAAUUAUCUUCAACUAGUUUAUUUAAAGCUUACAAUUCAUCCUGAUUCAUCCAUAGUCUGCUUUCUGUUACUCAUCUAUCUAAGCUAAUGAAACUGAAUGCAAAUCCAUAAAGAAUAAUGGUGGAGCUGAGGUCGUCUGGACCCUCCAUCUGUAAAGAUUCCCCCGGCCCCCACCCCCUCUAGUUUGAAUCCCUGGAUCCACUACUGGUGUUGGUCAUUAACCGUAGCUGUCUUGAAUAAACAUUUUGACAUAAAGGUUGGAACAGUUUGUUCCAGCAAGAUAAAUAAUAAAUAUGGAAUUUCUUGCAUCAUUUAUUCUCUGGAACCCAGCUACAAGCAACUUUUAAGUAUUUUGCCAGAUGAACCAAAUUAACAUGUUUGCUUUUCUCUGUCAUGCAUUGCUCAGUAAUGCCAUUCUACAUACUUGCUAUUGAUAAAUUUUAUUGACAGCAGAUAAGCUUUUAAAUCAAUAUUCAUAAAUUUGCCAAUAUUCAUGAAUGUAUCUUUAGUAUGCUAUGUGGAGUCGAUUGAUGCAAUGCAAUCAAAGCUGAAUAACAAAUAAUCAUAACUUGCAAUUUGCAAUCGUAUAUCAAUUGUGGGACUUUUAAAUCGCCAUCUAUAAAGAAAACUAAUAAAGCAGCAAUUACUAAGUAGUUUUCAUUCAUGUUGAUUCACUACUUUAGAUGACAAAUCGCCAUUUUAUCCUGGAUUUCAUUUGGGUACAAGUAUUAUUUUGAUGUUUUAAGCUUUCAUUUUAAUGCUAAUUGCACUAAAACAGAUCAUUUCUAAAUAUUUCAUUAAGAGUCCUUACAAUAUGCCCUAUAAAAUUGACUCACACCAUGUUAUUAUCCUCAUUUGUUUAUUGUUAUUGUGCAAGCUUGCACUGCUGGAUUGAAUGCCCCCUUUGAUUUCAUCUCAAAUAUGAUAAAUCUACAAUUAAUUUCAAAAUCUUUUAAUUUAUUAACAGAUUUUCAAUGAGAACAUAUUUUUUCUAAUCCAGCUUUUAGUUGCCCUGUUUCUUUUAUGAUUUCUUAAAUCUCUAAUUUAUACAAUUGUGAUAAUUUCUUGUAAAGAUUUUGUGGAUUUAAAAUGACUACUUUCAAUACUUUCAUUCAUUUUCAUAAUUAAUUGUGAUAUCUGUUGUUUGAUUUUCUAGAUUAAAAGCUUUUUAUUCUGAUCAUGUAGGUCUUGCAUUGGAUUUAAAGCUUGUCUGUAACCUAUAUCAAUGGCAUCUUAAUACACUUGGAUAUUGACAAAUGCUUCCCUCUGGCUGGGCACAUAUAAAUCAAGAGUUUUCUUUUAUUUUCUGGGACAACAUACGAAAUGACCUACAAAUCUAUGCCUAUAGGUAAACUAUAUUUUGAAUUUAAUAAUGUAUUUCAUAUACUGAACAUAAUAAAUAUUGAAGUUCUUAUUUAAAACAUUAAAUAUAGUAAAUUUUAUAAGUUAGAUCCUUUGAAUAAUUAAUUAUUAAUCAUUGGUUAGGAUGUGGGAUUGAUAUGUUUAUGAUGGUUUAUAUUUAAAAUCAAAAUAAAUUUAAAUGAUUUAAAUGUACAAUAAUAACAUAAUCUGUAGAGCUGUAACUUAGUGGUUAAGAUACUUGCCUUUUAUCACAGGGUCCUGGGUUCAAAUCCUGUGAGGUACCCAGAUUUUUUUUUACUAAAAACAACUCCACUCCCAUAGAAUCAGAGAGACUUAGGUUAUACAACAUUUUUCGAUGAACUUCUAUGGAAUUCUGAUUUUCAUAAAGGCAUAUUUAUUUGAAUAGUAUAAAUAUUACACAUUAUUUAUUAAUUAAAUCCAAUUAAUGAUAGUCCUAUUACUUACAUACAUUAUGUUUCAACUCUUGACAAACUAUUUUAAUUAAUAAAAAAAAACCAAAGUAUUUAAAACCAACAAAUACAAAACAUACCACAAUGCAGUAUUAUGACCGUAUUAUAAAUAAACGUUUAAUGAGUUGUACGCUCUUUAUUGUUAAACUUUACUAGCGGUAUUAGGAUAGAGUUGGUAACAUUUAGCUCUAUGUAAGAAAAAUAUAUAUAGGUAUAAACUACUGUAUAUACUGUUUUCUAUCAUUGUUGUUUAUGUCUUAUGGAUGCGCUUAUGGCAUUGUGUUUACAUUUGAGAGAAUCAUUAGCUACUUGAUAUUAAGAACAUUAGAGCAGGGACUAAUGUGUUUGUAGAAUCCAUCUGUCUUUUCAAGUUUGUCAUGUUGUGAUGUUUUAAGCCCAUCAAACAUGUGAUUAAUAGCAUGUUUGAAGGUUGGUUUUUAAUGUCUAAUGAAUGUUUGUUGUUGUAUACAUUCAGAUUCAUAGAAGCUGUGUGCAAGUUGUCUUUAAUCGUUUGUCAAAGUUUGUUAAAAGUGUGUGUAUCCAAAUGUGCACUGAUGAUAUUUAAAUGCUAUUAUGUGUGAGGUUUAGUUGUGUUUCAAAGGUGUAGAAAAGGUUUUUCUGGGGGUUAGGGAAGUUCUUCAUUUCCACAUCCCUCCCAUGCUGUUGUAAAAUGUUUAGGUACAUGGAUUAAAAUCUAAACAAUCUCUAAAAUCAAGUAAAUCCUUGACACAUCCCUCUCCCCUCUGUCCUUUCCUCGUCCCGUCUAUCCUUUCCCCUUGAAAACCCAUUAAAAAUGCCACUGAUGUUGGUUUUGUUGUGUAUUUUCUAUUCAGAUAAUUUAAACUGUUGUGUAUUUUUUUUCCCUGUCUUUUUAUCUGUCUAAACUUAAUUGAUAAAUUCUAUAUUGAAGUACUUAGCUUGUACUUAAAAAGAGGCAAGCAUUUGUGUGAGAAAUCACAGAGGAUUUGAGACAGAGAAUGCUAUUCUACUUAAGCUAAAAGGACUUCUCUUUAAGUAGUUGCUGGCCAAACUGACAAUGUUUUCUUACACUCAGUGAAUUACCGAGCGUGAAACAUUUAUCACUGGCUGUCGAAACGCAUCUGCUGAGUGUGUAUAUGAAUUGUUUGUAACUAGAAUGAGAAGAAAGCAUUCGUAAUUGAUAUUUGUAUAUAGAAGUUUGUAGAAAAAAAUUGAUAUUUAAUUGUAUCUUUGUUGAUACAGUAUUUAGAUUCUGUGGUAUGUUUUUUUUCUCAUUUGUGAGUGCAUUAAAACUCAUAUAAAUUGGUUUUACUGUAUUAUACAGACAUUAGUAGCUGCUCACAAUAACUUUGUUGUUCCAGCACAUUAUUUUUAUUCUGAAAAGUAAGAAGCAUCAGACAAUGCUUGUCCUAUGGGGGAAAUAUCCCUCCUUAACCAUCACAUGCCUCCCCACCACACCCCACCCUUGGUGGUGCUGCUUCUCUCCGUUUUUGUGUUUUCGAUUCUGUACAUUAGCAUUCUGUACAUUAGCAUUAGUCUACAACACUAACUGGUGGAAACUAGCUCUCUGCAAUAUACAUUUAUACAACUGAUUGAUUAACAAGAUUAGAUAGAAGAUAAGAAUAUUAAAAACAUGAUACUUCUGGACACUGUGUUCUGAAGUCUGAUAUGCCACGUAGAUAUAAUCUUAAACCAUUUCUCAACUUUAUUGAUAUGCAUUAUUUAUUAUGCAUUACGCCAUGUUACAUGAUACAAUGUGGUAAUAUGCUUCUUUAAGCCAAUGUUGUAGAUAUACUGCUGUGUUUAAAACCUGGGAAAAAAAAUGAUAAAGCCCUGCACAGACUAUCAAAUUUCAUAUGACAUAACAUGUGACAUGCCUAAAUAUGGUCAUGAUGACAUCACAUCAUGACCAUAUAUAAGAACAUCAUGACUAUAUAAUUAAAUAAGCAUACAACAGUUUUUUUGUCAAAUAAAAUUAGUCUCGACAGUAACACAUUGAAAUGAUCACAUAAAAAAAUCAAAUAAGGUGUUCCAAUGAGAAAGAUAAUAUUUUUACUUAUUUAAUAAUGACAUUUUAGUAAGAAAAUUCUAUUUGAUUACUAAUGUUUAAUGGGUCCAUGCAAAAGUAAUUUUAUAUUAUGUAGAUUGAGUUAGUGGGACAAAUUUUUUUCAUUCAAAUAAAAGAUAACUUUAUUAAAUUAUAUAAGCAAUUCAUAUAUUAGAUAAACAAAAACAUUUUAUGUUUAAUCUGAAAGAUUAAAGUUUCCCAUUUACUUUUAUCUAAUGGUUGAGUGACGCAUAUUUGACUGGUGAAAGCUUGCGCUAACAGCCUUGUGAAGAUCCCUAGUGCUAUGACCCAGAUCUAUUUUGCAUUUCUUACCAACGUUGCUCUAAAUUUUGAUAGAGGAACGUCAUUUAUCAACACCUAAUUAAAGUCGUGGUUUGAUUUUAAGGAUGCUUUACAACCUGGAUAAAAAUUCAACUGUUUGGAAAGUAUUUGCUCUGAGACACUUUAUGUAAAUUAUUGUACGGUAUCGUUACGCAUUUUUUUAGUAUUAGGGCAUAUUUGAUUGAAGUCAUAAAUUGUGAGUCAUUUUAGACAGCUUGGCCUGAUGAUAUAUUAAUGAAGCCUGCUUGUUUUUAGAAGUUGAGUUACAUGACUAUUUAUUAAAACUUAUAUUAAAAAGAUUGCAUGUGACUAUUUGAAUCAUGUGUAGAUGGUAGUACUAUGACGAUGUGAAAGAGCUUGUUGUAUUUGUAUGUUUGUACAUUUCUUUAGAAAAAUAAAGUAGAAAUAUUUUGAAUUUAAA